This is a messenger RNA of Phaethon lepturus (White-tailed tropicbird), 3952 nucleotides long. It is a transcript of the gene ARHGEF28, whose product is annotated as Rho guanine nucleotide exchange factor (GEF) 28. NCBI's taxonomy places the organism in Eukaryota, Metazoa, Chordata, Aves, Phaethontiformes, Phaethontidae. The annotation marks the transcript as partial. The record is from RefSeq and is a predicted model, not a curated record. The transcript is spliced from 27 exons. Gene Ontology annotation, molecular function: guanyl-nucleotide exchange factor activity. Gene Ontology annotation, biological process: regulation of Rho protein signal transduction; cell morphogenesis.
AUGGACUCAGACUCUGAUUCACCUUUUAAUUACUCUUGGCCUUCGUUGCCUAAAAUGAGGAUUCGAAGAAGGGCAUCCAAACCAGAGCAGAGACACUCUACCCUUGAUGUUCUCAGGAAACUCAAGGCUCCACCUACUUUCUUUGCUGCAACCAGACUUUCUGCCAUGCUGAGUGGAAGUGAUGAAGUAUAUGCAAACUGCAUGGUAGUAGACCAAGCUGGAGAUUUAAAGACUAACUAUGUUCAUGGAGAUGGUGUCAGCAGUGAAUAUUUGAAUCCCACCAACUCAAUCCUGAUGGCUAAGAGCUCUUCCUCUCCCUCCCUUGAGGAGAAUGACCAAUAUGUAUAUGUUCCAAAUGAAGAAAAUGAAAGGUCAAUGAAAAAUGGAGAAAAUGCAGGUUUAAGACAUACUGUUUCACCUUCUGAUCUGUAUGGAGCAGAUUCAUACCUUCCAUUCAAGACCCACGGAUUUAUUAAGGAUCGGGGCCAACUGUAUGCUGAUGUGAAAAAAAGAAGUUCAAGUCUCGAUGACCUUGAAGUAGACGGUGGAAGUGGAGGUGUUUCAGACAGAUCCCAUGUUCACUAUGCUCCCCUCAGCUCUUCAGAGGCCAUGGCUUGUAGCAGAGAUGGAUUAGACUUACCUACCAGUCUGCAGCCCAAGGAAUGCACAGUGUCUGGGAUUCGGUCACGCUCCUAUUCCUGCUCCUCGCCCAAAGGUUUAUUAGGAAGACCUCGCAUUCCUCGGGACUUCACAGCUGGGGAUUUGAAUGAAGAGCGAGCGUACAGCCUGCCCGAGCAGUCCCGAGAGAAAAGGAUUCAGGAGGAGGAAUGGAAUAAAUACAUUGUACCCUCAAAAAACGAGUCUGAAAAAUGUAAAGUGAGUCGGACUUUCAGCUUUCUGAUGAACAGAAUGACCAGCACACGGAAUAAGAGCAAGACAAAAAAUAAAGAUACCAAAGAUAAAGAGAAGCUGAGCAGGCACAAUUUUAUGAACGGGACCUUCUCGGGAGUUGUCCCAUGUAUGACCUGUGAAAAGGCCCUCCUAGGAAAGGAGUCACUGCAGUGCUCCCAUUGCAACGUGAUUGUGCAUAAAAGCUGCAAGGAGUCUGCUCCUCUGUGCACCAAGAAAUCCCAGGAGAGAUACCAUAAUAAAAACAAACCCCAAGCAGGUGUAACAAAUUCCCUGCCUGGAGAUGUUUCACAGACAGUGCUCUCCCCAGUGCAUUCUUCUUCCUCUCUGCCUAUCGGACUGUCUGCUGGAAGGAGGGAAGCCUCACAACAGUCCCACUUCUUGUCCAAAAGUGUCCCCAGUGCCAGUUUUGAAAGGAGGUCUGCACCAUUUUCUGAACAAGACUCCGAGACCAGCACCUGGAGGUCCAAGUCACGGUCUGAAGAGAUGUUACAAGCAUUAGGGACCUUUUCUUCGAUGGAUCAUUUUAUGAUGGAAGAUGAUGUGGAUUUGUCUCAGUGGACUGAUCUCCGCACAGAUGCACAAGAGUUUGAGGCAGAGUCCUGGAGUCUUGUUGUGGAUCCAGUGUUCUGUAGCAAGCAAGAAAAGGAUGUCAUCAGGAGGCAGGAUGUCAUUUUCGAGCUGAUGCAAACAGAAGUGCAUCACAUCCAUACCCUGUUCAUUAUGUCUGAAAUAUUCAGGAAGGGGAUGAAAGAAGAACUGCAGCUGGACCACAGCACAGUGGACAGAAUAUUCCCCUGCUUAGAUGAGCUACGGGAGAUGCACAGGCAAUUCUUUUGCAGAAUGAAGGAGAGACGGCAGGAAUCAUGUGAGGCAGGGAAUGAACGUAAUUUUGUCAUCAGCAGAAUUGGAGACAUCCUUGUGCAGCAGUUUUCAGAGGAAAAUGCAACUAAAAUGAAGAAAAUAUACGGAGAGUUUUGCAGCCAUCAAAAAGAAGCUGUUAAUCUCUUCAAAGAGUUGCAACAAAACAAGAAGUUCCAGAAUUUUAUUAAACUGAGAAAUAGUAACCUGCUGGCACGACGCCGAGGAAUCCCUGAGUGCAUUUUGCUCGUCACCCAGCGAAUCACCAAAUACCCUGUUCUGGUUGAAAGGAUAUUGCAGUACUCAAAAGAAGGAACAGAAGAACAUAAAGACCUCUGCAAAGCCCUUCGCCUAAUCAAGGACAUGAUUGCAGCAGUAGAUUUGAAAGUGAAUGAAUAUGAGAAAAAGCAAAAACUGCUGGAAAUUCUCAGCAGAACUGAAAACAAAACAUACACAAAGCUGAAAAAUGGCCAUGUUUUUAGGAAGCAAGACUUGAUAAGAAAAGAGAGAAUACUUCUUCAUGAAGGUUUAGUGUACUGGAAGACAGCGACUGGUCGAUUCAAAGACACCUUAGCUCUGCUUCUAACCGAUCUGCUACUGUUCUUACAAGAAAAAGAUCAAAAAUACAUCUUUGCAGCUGUUGACCAGAAGCCUUCUGUAAUCUCCCUUCAGAGGCUCAUAGUAAGAGAAGUAGCCAACGAAGAAAGGGGGAUGUUUCUGAUUAGCGCUUCAUCUGCAGGGCCUGAGAUGUAUGAGGUUCAUACCAACUCCAAAGAGGAACGUAACAACUGGAUGAGGCAUAUUCAAGAUGCAGUGGAAAGUUGUCCAGAGGAAGAAGAAGAAGGAAAAAUGAGUGAGUCUGAUGAGGACAGACGUAUCGCUGACGCCAAAGCAUACAGAAUUCAGAAAUGUCAAGAAUCACUGAGUAACCAGGACCAGCAGAUCUGCAGUUAUUUGGAAGAGAAGCUGCAUAUCUAUGCAGAGCUGGGAAAUAUGAGUGGGUUUGAGGAUGUUCAUGUGGAGCCUCACCUUCUUAUCAAACCUGAUUCUGGAGAAACUCCACAGGCUGCUUCAUUGCUGGCAGCAGCACUCAGAGAAGUUGAAAGUCUCCAUGUUGCUGUAACGACAUCACAAUUGAGUGAAACAGACAGAUCAGCAGAGGAAAAUAUUGAGGAAUUUAGCGUGAGGCACAGAUUUAGUGCCAGUGACAUCUUGGAAUCUGUUCCUGGUGAUACAGAAAUAAAAGAAGUUGAAGAAUCAUCUGAAGUUGAUCUCAGUGUUGAAAAGGAAAUGGCAGCUGCCAGCCUAGAGGAUAAGGGAGGAAGUAUGAGUUUCCCACGAUCUACAGGGACAGAGGUCAUACAAGCAAUCCAGAACUUAACCCGUCUCUUGUACAGCAUACAGGCAGCACUAGCUAUCCAGGACAGCCACAGAGAGCUCCAAAGGUUACUCCUGCAAGAGAAUGAGAAGACCAGUCGGGGCCAUGGUUCUCGGCUAAACCUCCUUCUGGAACAAGAGAAAUACCGGAAUCUGGAAAAACAAAGGGAGGAGCUGGCCAACAUACACAAACUGAAGCAGCAGUUUCAGCAAGAGCAGCAGCGCUGGCUGCGCGAAUGCGACCAGCGGCAGCGGGAGCAGGAGGCCAGGGAGGGCCGGCUGGGCCAGCGGGAGAGGGAGUGCGGGUGCCAGGAGGAGCUGCUGGAGAGGAGCCGCCAGGGACUGGCGCUGCAGCUGCAGGAGUACCAGCAGAGCCUGGAGAGGCUCCAGGAGGGCCAGAAAAUGGUGGAGAGAGAAAGAGACAGUGUGAAAAUGCAGAAGCAGCUCCUCUGGCACUGGAAGCAUGGUCAGCAAAGCAGCCUGUUGUCAUCCACAGGGAGCUAUGAGAUAAUGGGACAUAAUCAAUUGGACAGCUUACAUAGCGAAAAUACAUUCUACUUAAAUGAAGCUGUAGUGUGUGUUUCUCUAAGCAGUCUCAACAGAUCAGAUUCUUCUCUCGUUCAUGAGGAUGGUGUGUAUGGACUGAACAUCGCAAAUUCUGAUGCAGCAAGGACUAGUGAAAAUCAGAUGGAUCUCAAAAUGGACACUUGUCAGCCAGCGUUAACCAGUGCACUGUGGAAAUCCACUGGUCCUUACCAGCAGAUGUCUUUUUCCUGCAAAAGCAACAAGGAUGCUUUUAAUAAUG